Messenger RNA from Exophiala mesophila, 2018 nucleotides. Its product is annotated as aspartate-tRNA(Asn) ligase. Gene Ontology annotation, cellular component: aminoacyl-tRNA synthetase multienzyme complex; cytosol; cytoplasm. Gene Ontology annotation, molecular function: aspartate-tRNA ligase activity; RNA binding; ATP binding. The coding region runs from base 214 to 1872 and encodes 552 amino acids. The transcript is spliced from 2 exons. The record is from RefSeq and is a predicted model, not a curated record. Lineage: Eukaryota; Fungi; Ascomycota; Eurotiomycetes; Chaetothyriales; Herpotrichiellaceae. Gene Ontology annotation, biological process: aspartyl-tRNA aminoacylation.
CCACGUCCAGGCACAAGCCAGCGUAGGCUCAUGACUGAUGACUGCUCACUGCUCAUGCUCGAUUCCCCGCAUUCAAUUCCCUACAGAAUAAUUUUAGGUCCGAUAGAAAUUCCCUCGUGACUCAAUCAGAGUCAUUCUUCUGAAAACUCAUUGCUUCAAAGUUCACCUACACUACCUUACACACCCAAUUCCCUUGACUUACUCGCUACCAUCAUGUCUGGGGAAGGAUCAGCACCACUGCCGGUCCGCGAAAAGGAGACGGCCGAAGCGCCUGCGGAGGCAGGUCCAUCGAAAAAUGCCCUGAAAAAAGCACAGAAAGAGGCUGAGAAGGCGGCCAAAAAAGCAGCAGCCAAAAAGGCAGAUGAAGAAAAGAGAGCGGCUCAGCAGUCACAGGCUGCAGAGGACACUGCCAAAGAUCUCUAUGGACCUCUGCCCGAGGACGACAUCCGUGAGAUUCAUCUCAAGAAACUCGGCGAGGAGCACAUUGACAAGGAGGUCACCAUUAUUACUCGCAUCCACAACAGUCGAAGCCAAAGCGCUAAGCUGGCUUUUCUCAUGUUGAGGCAGCAGGGCAGAACUAUUCAAGCCGUCGUGGCCGCAGGAGAUGUCAUUUCCCGACAGAUGGUCAAAUAUGCCACAAGCAUCAACGUCAACUCUUUCGUCCGCGUUUCUGGAAUUGUAAAGUCUCCCAAUCCUCCCGUCGCUUCAGCCUCAAUCAGCAACCUCGAGCUCCAUGUCACCAGAAUUUACCUCAUCUCCAAAGCCAUUGAACAGCUACCUAUGCAAGUCAAAGACGCGGAACGACCCCCUCCAGCCUCUGCUGAAGAAGGUGCUGUUGAUGCUGAAGGUGCUCCCAUCGUCACCCUCAAGACUCGCUUGGACAAUCGGGUCAUUGACCUCCAGACGGAAUGCAACCAGGCCAUCUUGACAAUCUCUGGUGCGGUGCAGGCGCUGUUUAUCGAGUACAUGUACAAGAGCGGAGCCACACCACUCAACACGCCCAAGCUCCUGGGAACGGCAACGGAAGGCGGAAGCGGUGUCUUUGAAGUCAACAAUUACUUUGGAAAGAGUGCCUUUCUUGCCCAGAGUCCACAGCUGUACAAGCAAAUGCUGAUUGCUGGUGAUUGUGAGAGCGUGUUUGAGGUUGGCCCAGUCUUCCGAGCGGAGAACAGCAACACCCAUCGACACAUGACAGAGUUCACCGGUCUUGAUUUCGAACAAGUCUUUUCCAAACAUUACCACGAGGUCUUGACCUUUGCCGAGAACUUGAUCGUUUUCAUUGUCACGGAACUUCAAUCACGACACAAGGAAGAGAUUGAUGUGGUCAAGAAAUUCUUCCCACGAGCCGGUGAUUUUCGAAUCAAGGACGGAAAGGCUCUUCGACUGCGAUAUCUCGAGGGUAUUCAGAUUUUGAAAGACGCAGGAGUCGACACGACUGAACAAGACAACUUUGUUACCGAUCUCACCACUGCCCAGGAGAAGAAGUUGGGCCAACUGAUCCGUGCCAAGUAUGACACUGACUUUUAUGUUCUCGAUGAGUUUCCGUACUCGGUGCGACCCUUUUACACCAAACGACACCCGACCAACCCCGACCUGUCUUAUUCGUACGAUUUCUUCAUGAGAGGAGAAGAAAUCAUGUCCGGUGCUCAACGAGUCAACGAUGCCGACGAACUCGAAGCAGCCAUGCGUGAAAAGGGUGUCGACCCCAACUCGGAUGGAUUUGCCGACUAUGUCAAUGCUUUCAGACAAGGAUGCCGACCUCAUGCCGGUGGUGGAUUGGGAUUGAAUCGGAUUGUUCAAUUCUUCCUGGGACUUGACAAUGUCCGACAAGCUACGCCAUUCCCUCGUGAUCCCCAGAGAUUGCGGCCAUAAUUUGGGCAGCCAAAGGAUGAUGAUGUGGUUACGGUAGAAGACACAUGAUUACGAUGAUGUGAGCGAGUGAGUUAGGAGAAGGUAGACGAUAAUCAAUACAAGACCAAGUAGUUAGACCAGAGAAAGAUGCAAAUUCAUCAAACCCA